CUCAAUUAACAACAAAAUCCAAAGCCCAAAAUUCUGAAAAAAAAAAAAAAAAAUUAACGUCGUCUUCCUCAUUUUCUCUCAUCUUUGUAUUCAAUUUUUAGGUUUUUAUUCAAUUAUUAUUGAUUAUUAAAAUCAAAAUUAUUAUUGAUUUUCUCAUUUUCUCUCUCCUCUUUCUAGUUUGUUGGGGUUCCUUCCCAUUUCGAUCUUCCCCUUUGGUGGCUGCUAAAUACACCAACCCCACCAUAAUUCCCUUAAUCUUCUCUUUCAAUUCUAAUCACAAUCCUUUCUAAAUUCAUCAAUAUCCAUAAUUCUAAUUCAAUUUCCCUUCACUUAAAUCUUCUCAUCUCACCUUCCUCUUCACAAAUUUUCUGGGUUAAAUCAUCAAAUUUCGAAGAGAAAUUUGUGAAAAAAUGGUGGGAUUUUGAUGUGGGUUCUUAAUUUUUUGAUUAGUUUAUGAGGUGGGGUUGUUUAAAUGAGGGAUCCAAUGUGGGUGGAUGAUGCAAGUGCCCCAUCAACCUCAAACACUUUGCCGCGUCCAAUAUCAAGUAAUUCUGCUCCUCGACGCAGUGGAGACAAUGUAUUCAACCUUUUAGCUCGUAGAGAGAUCAAUCCUCGAACAAAGCGUUCAACGAAAAGGUUGUGGGGUGAAAGUUCAGAGGGUGGUUUUGAUGAUCUUAGCCGUAUAUUUGAGGCCGGAAGAGAUGCAAGACGUAGCCUCAUAUCAUGGGUUGAGGCAGAGUCAUUGCAUCAUUUAUCAGCCAAGUAUUGCCCUCUCGUACCACCUCCUAGGUCAACAAUUGCAGCAGCUUUCAGUCCAGAUGGGAAGACACUUGCUUCCACACAUGGAGAUCAUACUGUAAAGAUAAUUGAUUGUCAAAGUGGAAACUGUCUGAAAGUGCUAAGUGGGCAUCGGAGGACACCAUGGGUGGUCAGGUUCCAUCCAACAAUUCCAGGCUUGCUCGCUAGUGGGAGUCUAGAUCAUGAAGUUCGGCUUUGGGAUGCAAUUACAGCAGAAUGUAUUGGGUCACGGGAUUUUUACCGACCAAUUGCUUCUAUUGCUUUCCAUGCCCAGGGGGAGCUGCUUGCAGUUGCUUCAGGACACAAGCUAUACAUAUGGCACUAUAAUGAAAGAGGUGAAAUGUCAAUCCCUACUGUUGUCUUGAAGACACGGCGUUCUUUACGAGCUGUUCACUUCCAUCCACAUGCUGCACCUUUUUUAUUUACAGCUGAGGUCAAUGACCUUGAUUCUUCAGAUUCAUCAAUGACACUUGCAACUUCUCAGGGUUAUGUGCGAUAUCCACCUCCUACUGUAUAUGUUGCUAAUGUUCAUGCUUCUGAUUGGUCUAGCUCAGCUGAGGAACUUCCUCUCAUGUCCCUUCCUUUCUUGAUCUGGCCUCUGCUCUCCAGAAAUGAUGGAAGAAUAUCUUUUCAGCACUCAGAUGGAAAUGCAGGUUCAAGUAGUAUGCAGCAGAGGUUUGGUCCUUCUUCGUCGGUGAGGUUGCUAACAUAUUCAACCCCAUCUGGACAGUAUGAGCUCUUGUUGUCUCCCAUUGAAUCCAGUAACACUUCUUCGGUUCCGAAUGAAAUGCGGCCUGUAUCAGCUGAGGUGGAAGCUAUUGCUCCGGAGUCUGCUGUGGAUGUUAUGGAAACAUCUGAUGUACAGCCUGAAGAAAGAAACACUCAAUUUUUCCCUUUCGGAGACCCUGCGUAUUGGGAUCUACCUUUCUUGCAAGGAUGGUUAAUUGGUCAAAGCCAAGCUGGACAACGCAUGGUACGUCCUGUAAAUUCUAGUUCGCAAGAACCUCCUACUGCACAAAGUGAGAUGAUAAUUCAGGAUCCAGUGGCUUCAUCAGCCAUGCAAAUGGGUACAUCUUACACAAGGGGCAGCGGUCGGUCCAGUUCUCGGCAUCGUUCGUCACGUUCCCGAGCAGCAGCUAGUACUCCUGCAGCGGAAGCAGCUGCUAUUCCACAGGAUGAAGGUGACCCUCAUCUUGUCAUUAGCAGAGUUCAAUCUGAGCUUGCCACAUCACUAGCAGCUGCUGCAGCAGCAGAGUUGCCAUGCACGGUGAAACUUAGAAUAUGGCCAUAUGACAUAAAAGAUCCCUGUGCUCAUCUUGAUGCGGAGAAAUGUCGUUUGAUUAUUCCUCAUGCUGUACUCUGCAGUGAAAUGGGUGCUCAUUUUUCUCCAUGUGGGAAAUUUUUGGCUGCUUGUGUUGCAUGCAUGCUGCCGCAGUCAGAAGGUGAACCUGGAAUUCAGACGCAGGCACACCAUGAUGCAUUAGGAGCUGCAACUUCACCAACAAGGCAUCCAAUCUCAGCUCAACCAGUUAUGUAUGAGCUACGGAUAUAUUCCCUUGAGGAGGCAACGUUUGGGUUAGUACUUGCGUCACGGGCAAUAAGGGCUGCCCACUGUUUGACGUCAAUUCAGUUCUCACCGACAUCGGAACACUUGUUGCUUGCCUAUGGACGACGCCAUAAUUCUCUUCUCAAGAGUAUUGUCUUUGAUGGGGAGACUACAGUCCCCAUUUAUACGAUUUUAGAGGUGUACAGAGUUUCUGAUAUGGAGCUGGUGAGAGUCCUACCAAGUGCAGAGGAUGAAGUUAAUGUGGCUUGUUUUCAUCCUUCUGUUGGUAGCGGUCUUGUUUAUGGAACCAAGGAGGGGAAGCUUAGGCUUCUUCAAUUCGACAGUUCCAAUAGCCUUAACUGUACAACUUCUUGCUUUCCUGAUGAAAACUUGUUGGAGGUUCCAUCACAUGCUUUAGAAUGCUGACAUUAGGAAUGAUUCUCACACCAGGCAUGCAUCCGAGUUGAACUGUUCCAGGAGCACAGGGACGAAAAUGGAACCAAGGAAUUGACAGUUGGGAUGCCACAAAGUGUUUUUGUUCCCAGAAAUGUGAGUGAGGUUAUACAUUUCUUGUAGCCUGUUUAUACCAAAGCUGUUUCAAGAGCUGCCCACUCAGAGCCUCACACUUUCUUUUCAAAUCAUUCCACUGUGACUAGUCAGAAUGGCGCAAGUCAAUCAUAUUUAAGCAAGUUUAACUACUCCUAUUAUACCUCGAGGAUGGGUUUGUUGAUUAAGAUCAAGCUUUACAGCAGCUGCAGGGGAAGAUGGAAGUAUGUUUUUACAUUGUAUCAUUUGUAAUUUAACAGGGCUCUGAGCAACUAGUAAUCGUGCUCUCUCAAGAAUUCAGGGUAUAACAGUCGAUGUAUUAGUUGUAUGUCUGUCUGUCUUCAUUUGAAAAUUGAAAUGCCCGAGAUUCACAUAUGGUCGAAUGGGUAGUUGUAGCAACUGAUGAUAUAACACCGACGGUGUUAGUGGUGGCGUUGGUGACGUAGGAAUGCUGUUCCAUAUAAAAAUUGUUUUACUUUUGCUUACUUGGAAAAGAAAAAUGUAAAAAGAAAGUUGUUCCGGCUUGGAACUCAUUGCUUUUCUGGCAAGUACUUGUGGAAUGGCCAUUUUACUCCGUAUUACUUUUACGGGUUUUUCCUGA
This is a messenger RNA of Chenopodium quinoa (quinoa), 3491 nucleotides long. RefSeq lists its product as uncharacterized. Gene Ontology annotation, biological process: autophagy. Gene Ontology annotation, cellular component: intracellular membrane-bounded organelle. The coding region runs from base 473 to 2770 and encodes 765 amino acids. Gene Ontology annotation, molecular function: protein binding. NCBI's taxonomy places the organism in Eukaryota, Viridiplantae, Streptophyta, Magnoliopsida, Caryophyllales, Amaranthaceae. The transcript has 15 exons. The record is from RefSeq and is a predicted model, not a curated record.